This is a messenger RNA of Zootoca vivipara (common lizard), 8285 nucleotides long. NCBI's taxonomy places the organism in Eukaryota, Metazoa, Chordata, Lepidosauria, Squamata, Lacertidae. The record is from RefSeq and is a predicted model, not a curated record.
GCCCUCUCUCCGAGCGGAAGUGAUGCCAUCGUGCUAUUCUAACGUCGCAGAAAGUGGUUUUUCUCUCUCUAUGGUUGUUCCUUCCUCUCUGUCUCUCUCCCCCGCCAACCCCCAUUUCUUUUCCUUCGCCGAGACUGCAAAUGGCCGCCGAGCGGUAGAGAGCCGAACCGGGAACUGUCGCUCAUAGAAGGGAAUUAAACAUUUGAGUGCAUACCAAGAAUUUAAAAUCCAUUUCUUGUCUAGCAGGAUUGCAAGAUUUGAUCUCAGUUAUCAUUUCUUCAACCCAAACUCUGCAUAGAUUGGAAUGAAGAUGGCUGUUUUGACUUUUAUUGUCAAAUAACGACUUAAAGUGUUGCCUGUGUUUAAAAGGAAAGAAAAAUGGCUUGGUUGAAUUACUGAGUGCAUUAGGCAGGUUACUGCUCCACAUGAAAACAGCCAAAUUUUCAAAUAUGGAGGAAAGCUAGUAAAGAAAGGAAAAUACCGGUAAUACUUUUCUGUAUAAAGUACUGAGGGGAAAAUGGGUCGCUCUAACACUAGAUCACAUUCUUCAAGAUCAAAAUCCAGAUCACAGUCCAGUUCAAGGUCGAGAUCCAGAUCACACUCUAGAAAAAAGAGAUACAGUUCUAGGUCUCGGUCUAGGACGUACUCACGAUCUCGCAGUAGAGAUCGUGUUUAUAAUAGAGAUUACCGCAGAGAUUACAGAAAUAAUAGAGGAAUGAGACGCCCCUAUGGCUAUAGAGGAAGAGGUAGAGGAUAUUAUCCAGGAGGUGGGGGUAGAUACCACCGUGGAGGUUACAGACCCGUUUGGAAUAGAAGACACUCUCGAAGCCCUAGACGAGGUCGCUCACGUUCUAGAAGUCCAAAGAGAAGGUCAGUCUCUUCCCAGAGAUCUCGGAGCAGAUCUCGCCGAUCCUACAGAUCUUCCAGGUCUCCAAGAUCCUCUUCAUCUCGGUCUUCAUCUCCAUAUAGCAAGUCUCCUGUAUCUUCUAAAAGACGUGGAUCAUCAGAAAAGCAAGCAAAGAAAACGGAGGGAGCUGCUUUACAAGAUAGUCCAUUAAAAAAUAAAUCACAAGAGGAGGAGAAAGGUGCAUUUGAACAUGAUCCUUCUGAGGCACUAGAUGAUUUCAGUAAAUCAGCAGCUUCAGGUGAUAUUUGGCCUGGCCUUUCAGCAUAUGAUAACAGUCCGAGGUCUCCCCAUAGUCCUUCUGUUGCUUCUCCACCUAGUCAGAGUUCCUCAUGCUCUGAUGCCCACUUACUCAGCACAGUCCACUCAGCAAAAAACACACCUCAGCACUCGCAUUCCAUUCAGCAUAGCCCUGAGAGGUCUGGGUCUGGCUCCCUUGGAAAUGGCUCUAGUCGCUAUAGCCCUUCCCAGAAUAGCCCACUGCAUCACAUUCCUUCAAGGAGAAGUCCUGCUAAAGCAGUUGCAUCGCAGAAUGCUCCACGUGAGGAAUCUCGGAUACGUUCUUUCUAUCCUGAAGCUGGGGAUCAAGAAAGUACAAAGGGUACAAAAUUUCUGAAAAGGUACACAGAUGAAGAGUCUAGAGUAUACCUGCUGGAUAGGAGUAAUGCUAGGGAGAAAGAUGGUCAGAAGGAGAGAGGGCUAGAAAAAGGGAGGACAGAGGGAGAGAGGGAGUGGGAGGACCAAGAAGCUUUGGAAUAUUAUAUGGAUAAAGAAUCUGGAAAACAAAAAUUUAAUGACUCUGAAGGGGAGGACACAGAGGAGACUGAAGAUUAUAGACAGUUCAGAAAGUCUGUUUUGGCAGAUCAGGGUAAGGGCUUUGCUGCAUCUCACCGGAAUGCUGAGGAGGAAGGCUCAAAGUAUAAAUCAAAAAUCUCUCUGAAGGCAAACAGAGAAAGUGAAGGAUUUAGAGAAGAUAAAAGUUACAAGCUUAAAGACACAACUAGCUAUGUAGUGGAGAGGCCUAGUGCACUAAAAGAUAAGCACAAGGAAGAUGAGAAAGUAUCUGAGAGAAUGAUGAAGAAAGAAACCCAGUCACCUGAGCAGGUAAAGUCUGAGAAGCUCAAAGAACUCUUUGAUUAUAGUCCUCCCCUGCACAAGAAUUUGGAUGCAAGAGAGAAAUCUACUUUCAGGGAGGAGAGCCCACUUAGGAUCAAAAUGAUAGCCAGUGAUUCUCAUCGACCUGAAGUUAAACUUAAAAUGGCACCUGUACCACUUGAUGAUUCAAACAGACCUGCUUCCUUGACUAAAGACAGGCUGCUUGCUAGUACACUUGUCCAUUCAGUCAAGAAGGAGCAAGAAUUCCGAUCCAUCUUUGACCACAUUAAGCUACCACAGGCCAGCAAAAGCACAUCAGAGUCAUUUAUUCAGCACAUUGUUUCCUUAGUUCAUCAUGUCAAAGAACAAUAUUUCAAGUCAGCUGGAAUGACCCUAAGUGAGAGGUUCACUGCUUAUCAGAAGUCUACUGAAGAACAUAGCACCCGGCAAAAGAGUCCUGAAAUACACAGGAGGAUUGACAUCUCUCCAAGUGCCCUGAGGAAGCAUACCCGUUUAGCGGGAGAAGAGAGAGCCUUUAAAGAAGAAACUCAGAAAGGAGAUAAAAAAUUAAAGUGUGAUGCUGCAGAUCUUCGACAUGACAUCGACCGUCGUAGAAAAGAACGAAGUAAAGAACGAGGAGACUCUAAAGGUUCCAGGGAAUCCAGUGGAUCAAGGAAGCAGGAGAAAAUUCCAAAGGAUUACAAGGAUUAUAAACCUUACAAAGAUGACAGUAAACAAAAAAGAGAGCAAGACCGUUCUCGAUCUUCCUCAACUUCCUCCCCAUCUUCCUCCUCAUCCAGUUCCCGAGAAGAAAAGGACAGCAAGAAAGAAAGAGAUGAAGAAUUUAAACCCCAUCACGAGCAGAAAGAAUACCCAGGUUUUACAGGAGUUGGAAGACCUAGAGGCACAUUUUUUCGAAUUAGGGGCAGAGGAAGAGCCAGAGGCGUGUUUGCUGGAACAAAUACUGGUCCCAGCAACUCAAACACUACUUUUCAAAAGAGACCGAAGGAGGAGGAAUGGGAUCCUGAAUAUACCCCAAAAAGCAAGAAAUACUUCUUGCAUGAUGACAGAGAUGAUGGUGUAGAUUACUGGGCUAAAAGAGGAAGAGGUCGUGGCACUUUCCAGCGUAGCAGAGGAAGAUUCAACUUCAAAAAAUCAGGUAGCAGUCCAAAGUGGACACAUGACAAAUACCAAGGGGAUGGGCUUGUGGAAGAUGAAGAAGAAACAAUGGAAAAUGAAGACAAGGAGAGGCGUAAAGAAGAAAAAGAAUAGUAAAUUUGAAGAUCAACUACAGCUGAAAACAUCUAUGCGCUAUCUACACAGCAUUUUUAAUAUGACUUGUCUUCAAAUGAAUGUAAGCAUUUUACUUAAAUUUUAUUGUUGGAGAGUAGCUUAGUUUAGUUUUUGUUUUUUGUUCUUUUGCAAUCUCACUAAAUAGUAACUGUUGAUGAUUAUACAAAAGCAAGUAGAAAAAGUACAAUACUAUUUGUCAUGAGCGACUUUUAAAAAUGUUUACUGAUUGUUAUAAGCAGUGUAACUUUGCUUUGUCCAGAAUAUAUGGUGAGAACCCUGAAAGUUGUAUUUCAUUGCCCCUUCCACAGCUGUGUUUAUUCUAAAGUAAAACUUAGGUCUGCACAUCUAAAUCUUGAAGCUGCGUUUUAAAAUAAAUCAGUACUUAAGAUCAAUUCUAUGAUGGAGUUAGUAAUUUCCUGAACUUUUUAUUUGUGUGGCUUAUGUUUAAAUUGCAGCAUAAUAUUACUUUGAGUGAUUUGGGAUGGGAGACUAAUAAUUUGUUUAAUGCAGCCACCAAAUGUCUCAACAUCUGAACAGCACUGCAAGAUUAAGGAUUUGCAAUCUGUUUUCACAAAGCUUGCUAUUGAUCACCUUUGAGAACCUGAGUACUUUGCUAUCUUUUGUAUCCCAUUUUCUGAAAAAUGAGUGCAAAUAGGACAUUAUGCAAGUCAGUGUUGGGAUCUUAUUAAUUCUCUCAUACACAUUCACAUUUCUAGAACACGAUGGGAGUUCUCUUCUGAACUGAUCUAGAUCUGACAAGUAGAGCUGUAGCUUAACAGGUGCCACGUUUCUCCGUCCACAUACCCUUACUGCUAAUGGGGAAAUGCCUCAACUGUUUGUGCAACAGCACUAAAAGUAGCUUGGCCUUCUGCAUACUUUUCUUACAAGAAGACUUGUCCUACAUUCCAAACCUUUAGGUGUACGACAGAAAGAGGUAAAUUGUAGUGAAAAAGUUACCUUUAACACAAGCAUGUUUCAGUGUCAUCUCCCCCCCCCCCGAGUUUACAUGCAUAAUAAACAUAGUCUUAUGUAAAGCACUAGAUGCUAUCCAUUUAUAACAUUUAAGCAGUGUGUAUAACGAAAUGACAUUAUUACUGCAGGAACAUUAGAGGAAGACUCACUGACAUCUCGUGAAAGUGUCGGCCAGAAAACUCAUGGCAAUAUUGAUCCAGCUACCAAAUGUAUCAAUCUUUUCCCCAGUUUGUAAAAUAGUAUUUUCCGUGGGUUUUCUUCAGAUAAAUAACUUGACCAUUUGGAUAUCUUCAUGUUUUCAGUCUUCAGUGGAAUAAAGAUGUGAAAAUUCUAAAAUGACAUGAGACUUUCAUUUGCAGGUCCAACACAUGUCAUAGAAACAUUAUUAAAGCUGUAUGUUUAAGUCUAAGCUAUAAGGAUUCUUGGAGGAAAGUCUGACAUUCUAUUCUACAUUUAAAAACCACAUACUGAAAGAGUAAUAUAAGCCAAACUUGAAUUCAUGUGUCCAUUUAAAUGUUGAAGACCAGUGUUUUGUCCAAUAAAUUCUACUGCUUGAAAUCAUAUUACAGUAAUUGCUAAGCUCCGAAAGUCACACUGUUGGCACUUGUACUCUGACUGCCAUCAGCUAUUGAGAGAUUCUGGUUACCGUCUUCUCUAGUCCUGCUGCCAGGAAUGAAUGGCAUCUAUAAAUGCAAAGCGUUGAGGUGUACUGUUGAGCAAACCCUGCUCAGUAUCUUAAUGGUAAUGUGCAAAGUACUGUAUUCAGUAGUAAAAAAAAAUUCAAUUUUUUGUAAGGUGAACUGUGAUUUGAAGAUUAUGGUCUACAUUAUGACAUCACAACAGAGCUCCUCUUUACUGUUCUCCCUUCAGCCCCCCAAACCUGUUCCAGAGAGUUGGGGAACCCUAUGGAGCAAUUUUUGGGAGCUCAGGGGUGAGGAGAGGGGAGCUCUGUUGCACAAGCAGAUGGGUAUUAUGGAUGCAGCCUAAUUUAUUCUUACCUUGUUAGGUUAAUUAACCAAGAAGUCUAGAUGCAGCUGUCCAAAUUACCGUACUUGUUUUCACAAAAUAAAUUCUAGGCUUUUGUAAUGUACGACCAUGCAUCUCCUUUAUAAAACUGUAGUUUGUAUCUAAAAGGGAGAUUUAUGCUUUCUUAAUCUAGUCACAGAUCACACAGGAUUUUAUUUUCAUAAGCCCUUGGGUGGAAGCACAGUACCUAUUUUAAACAAGCAAGGUCACAAGAACAGAGUUUACAACUAAACAUCAGGAAUAACUUUUUGACAGUAAGAAUUGCUUGACAGAGGAACGAACUCCCUCAGAACAUGGUGGGCCCUCCUUCAUUGGAAGUUUUUAAGCAGAGGUUGGAUGGUGAUCUGCCAUGGACGCUUUAGGCUAGAUCAGGGGUCAGCAAACUUUUUCAGCAGGGGGCCGGUCCACUGUCCCUCAGACCUUGUGGGGGGCCGGACUAUAUUUUGAAAAAAAAUAAUGAACGAAUUCCUAUGCCCCACAAAUAACCCAGAGAUGCAUUUUAAAUAAAAAGACACAUUCUACUCAUGUAAAAACAUGCUGAUUCCCGGACCAUCCACGGGCCAGAUUGAGAAGGCGAUUGGGCCACAUCUGGCCCCCGGGCCUUCGUUUGGGGACCCCUGGGCUAGAGUCCCUUCCAACUCUACAGUUCUAUGAUUCUAAGGUAGAUUAGCUGAGAAGCCAUCUAUUUACAACAGUAGCAUAGAUUUGCAACAUUGGGAGCAAUGGAUUGUCUCUGACUAAAUCAUAUGAGCAGACCCAUUGAAAUCAGUGGGCUUAACUUAGUUACUAACAUGAGAACAUAAAAAGAGCCUGCUGGAUCACCAUCUAGCCCAGCAUCUUUUUCACAGUGGACAACUGGAUGUCUGUGGGAGACCCGCAAGCAGAAUUCAAGCACAAGAGCACUCCUCCCUCCUGGUAUUCAGAAGCAUUAGUGCUUAUUCCUCCAUGAAUUUGUCUAAUCCUCUUUUUAAGCCAUCCAAGUUGGUGGCUAUCACAGCAAGUUCCAUAGUUUACUGUAACUAUACACUGUGAGAAGACAUACUUUCAUUUAUCCGUUUUAUUGGACUAUUACUAAAGUAGUCCAUUGAUUUCAGUGGUUCUACACUGAGCAUUACUUAAUCAGAUACAAUUCAAUAUCUACAAAAGGGGAAUUCUGUGAAGUAGUGGAAAAAUUGGCCAGCUCAUUUCAGGUUGACACUUUUAUGCACCAAAACCCACCCAUUUGAUUGAGUUGCACUUGAUGUUCAGGAGGGCAGGUGCACCCUUUAUUUUAAAAUCUAGUAAGGUAAAGGUAUUAUGACAUUGUCACAUUUAUUGAAUUCCCUGAUUUCUAUUUUCAGGAAGUACAGUCAGAUGUGUCCCCUUCUGAUAAUAAAAGGCAUCAAAGCCUGAUGGUAGAAUGGUAUUCUUAGGCGCUGAAAUAAACAACUCAGUCCUAGACGCAAGCCUAGUGAUGAUUAAUAUAACAACUGCAAAAUUAUCUGUUGGUCCUCCAUGGCUCUUGCUUAUGCCAUUUCCCCAGUAAUUCAAAUUGCUAAAGAUGUGCUCAAAGUGAGUUUUAUUUACUUGUAUACUAUGGUCCUGUCAAGUCCUGGGAUUCUGUGGGGUUUGAAAAGGCUAACCAAAAUAAUUUUGCCAUUGAUGUUUCUUCCUCCAAGAAAUUGCCAAAGUCACUUCCAAGAGCAUGGGCACUGACUAGCUUGCAACAAGCUUAGUUCUGGUAUACUGAACAUACUGACAGACAUAUGAUAUAAAAGGAUUGGAAAACAAAAGGGUCCUCCCAGACAGCCAAACCUGGAUGGUGGAAAAUACUGGUUUUCAGAGUAGUGGAUUGUAACAAAUGUUUGAAAUAUAUGCUUUCAAAAUAGGUUAACUAAACAGUACUGAUCACCUCCAUCUACCUUCUCAUACACCAGACACUUCUGCUCUAUUUCUUUAUUCAAACCCAGCCACCGUGUUGGUGAUACCACUUGUGCUGUUCCAGGAAGAACUGAUAAAUGAAAAUAAAUGACUUGGACAUAAAUGUGUUGGUUAGUUUUAUAAUGUGGCAGGCGAUGGAAAGUUUGUAGUGUAUUAGAUAUAUUUAUAUCAAAACUCGGAAGAUUAGGGUAACAAAAGCAUCAUCCUACAUAUUGGUGAAAAUCCCAAGUAACCAGGCACACUCAGCACUAGUUCAGAAAUGGCAAGAAGAAUGAGCUAUGGCACAGAAUUUGAGCAUUGGGGGAAACAAAAGAUUAAAUGCAGUGAUCAGCAAAGCCUGGACUACGUAGCAUUCUUUAGUUUCUGUUUUGGCUUAAAUUUAAGAACCAAAUACAUUACAAUGAACAAGGGUGAAAAGCAUGGAUGCGGUGAUACAGACUGCUAAACCACAUUGACUGAGCAAAGUAGCAAACAAGGAAGGCCCUGUUAGACUUGAGAUCACUACAAGUGAAAUAAGGUAUGUGUUUUGACAUGCAAGACCAAUUCAGUGUUUACAUGACUGAAACUGCUUCUGUGUUUCCUGAUGAACAUAAUGUUUAAAGGAGAGUUACACAGGGACAUGUUCCAGGAAGCUGCAAUUGGCCAUAGAUUCAAGAUGUGACAGAUUGGAGUGACCACAGACACAAUCUCAAUUUGGGAACCAGUAAGAUUUUUCUGAACCAGAUGAGAAGCUUGUUUCUUGGACUAUGGAACAAUCUCGGUGCCAGUAGUGGUUAAGCACUAAGGUAAGCCUGAAGGCAUUUCAUUCUUGAGACAAUAUUGUAUCUAUUUGUUAACAGUACAUGCUGCAAGCAGACAAAAAGGCUGCAACUUGGGAGUGAAAGCACACCUGGCAUCUUCGCAACAACCAACAGUGUGUUUAGUGGUGGGAGCUCAUACACUUUAAGCAGGCUCAUUGUGGGAAGGGGAUUUAAAGGUAAAGGGUAAAGGGACCCCUGACCAUUAGGUCCAGUUGUGACCGACUCUGAGGUUGCGCGCUCAUCUCGCAUUAUUGGCCGAGGGAGCCGGCGUACAG